This is a messenger RNA of Penicillium coprophilum, 990 nucleotides long. RefSeq lists its product as uncharacterized. Lineage: Eukaryota; Fungi; Ascomycota; Eurotiomycetes; Eurotiales; Aspergillaceae. Gene Ontology annotation, cellular component: nucleus; cytosol. The coding region runs from base 1 to 990 and encodes 329 amino acids. The record is from RefSeq and is a predicted model, not a curated record. The transcript has 2 exons.
AUGGCCCAACACAUAAUCCACGUGGCUGUGCUAGACGCCGACAUUCCUUGCCUCUCAGUAUAUAGAGCGCGAGGUCUAUAUAGCUCGCAGUUUCGUGUGCUCCUACAAGCAGCCGCCCAACGCCUGAACAAAACGCCAGAAGCCCUCCCGAAUGGACCUCUCGCCGUUCAUGUAACGGCCUUUGAUGCCGUGGGCGGGUCCCUACCUCCUCUGGAAAUCCUCCGAACCAACCCCAAGUGCCCAGCCGAGCUUGACGCCGGCGGACCACUGAGUCCCAUAGAUGCAAUCCUGAUCACGGGCUCAGCAUCUUCAGCAUACGAGGAUCAACCCUGGAUCCACGAAAUGCAAUCCUACAUCCAAACAGUGCACGCCCACUAUCCAAACGUCAAACUUUUCGGCUCCUGUUUCGGGCACCAGAUAAUCGCCCAAGCACUCCUCAGCACCAAUGCAAACCCGAACCACCCGCCGAUAUCAACAUUCCAUGUUGCGCACUCCCCCUGUCGGCCCAUCACCCUCCAAUCCUCCUUCACCGCGCGCUUCCCACCACUUGCGCGUGCCACAGCUCAGAACGCUUUCCGCAUACAGUUAAUUCACGGUGAUGCAGUGGUGCCGACGCCCGAGGCUCAAGCUGCUGCGGGCCAGGCCGGAGUCUCGCUACCGGCGCCGUGGUCUAGUAUCGGGAGUAGUGCGCAAUGUGCUAUCCAGGGGCUUUAUAACCCCGGUCGGGUCCUGACGUACCAGGGUCACUUUGAGUUCGAUACUUUUGUUAACGGGGAGCUUGCGCAGGAGUUUGGCCGUCGUGCGGGUUGGCCGGAAGCUGUUGUGGCAGAGUAUCUGGACUUGAUCUAUCGCUCCCGUGUUCCUGGGUCAGAGGAUGAUGAUGAUGCUAAGGCUGCUGCUGAGGCAGUUUUGUUAUUCUUCGCUGGGGAGGAUGGCGACUUCAUGGGGUGUGGUGGCGGUACUGGUAUGAUUACGCCUCCGCUAGAUUGA